CCGGUGUGUGUCGUCGCGCGCGUUUCGUUGGUUGGAGCCGAUUCGUGACGUUACGUCUUUCUAAUAAAGGAUCGUCGCAGGAAGAAAGAUGGCCCGCAACGCUGAGAAGGCAAUGACGGCUCUGGCCCGGUUCAGACAGGCCCAGCUGGAGGAGGGCAAAGUCAAGGAACGGAGGCCUUUCCUGGCGUCAGAGUGCUGUGAUCUUCCUAAAGCGGAGAAAUGGCGGAGACAGAUCAUCAGUGAGAUCUCUAAGAAAGUGGCCCAAAUCCAAAAUGCGGGUUUGGGGGAGUUCAGGAUUCGUGAUCUGAAUGAUGAAAUCAACAAGUUACUGCGAGAGAAAGGGCACUGGGAAGUCCGGAUCAAAGAGCUGGGUGGACCUGACUACGGGCGUAUAGGUCCUAAAAUGUUGGACCAUGAGGGAAAGGAGGUUCCAGGUAACAGAGGGUAUAAAUACUUUGGAGCUGCCAGAGAUCUGCCGGGGGUCCGAGAGCUGUUUGAGAAAGAACCCGCCCCUCCAGUGAGGAAGACUCGUGCAGAGCUGAUGAAGGAUGUGGAUGCAGAGUAUUAUGGCUACCGGGACGAAGACGAUGGAGUUCUGCUUCCUUUAGAGCAAGACUACGAGAAACAAACCAUAGCAGAGGCGGUAGAGAAGUGGAAAAGAGAGAAGGAGGAACGCCGUCUUGCAGGAGGAGGAGAGAAAGAGGAGGAAGAAGAGAAUAUCUACGCAGUGGGGAAAGAGGAGUCGGAUGAGGAGCUCGGAGAGGAGCAGGAAGAGGAGGAUGGAAAACACACCUUCAUUGCACAUGUCCCUGUCCCUUCACAGAAGGAGGUUGAAGAGGCUCUUGUCAGAAGGAAGAAGAUGGAGUUGUUGCAGAGAUAUGCCAGUGAGACGCUGUUGGCCCAAAGUACAGAGGCCAGAGCCCUGCUGGGGCUCUAGACUGUGUGUGUGAUAUAGGUAAUAUUGUGGGGUGUUGGUGUAAAUAAUGUGUGCACAUGAACGUUGUCUCAGUGUGUUUCCUGACAGAAGAGGAGCUGCAGUGGGACUCGUGACGAUGUAAAGACACGGUGCUGAACAUCAUGGUUGUCUUUGGUGCUGGAAGCUGCGGUGCUGGUGGACCUCUGGUUAAAAUGUCUCCUCCUCUCUUCUGUCUGUUGCCGUGUCGCUGUCCUAGUACCACCGUUCUCACCUGGCCUGCCACACCUGCACACAUUCACACCACAACCAGAGUCAUAGUGGAUAUCAUCAGUGGAUAAAAAGAUUAUAGGUGUAAAAGAGCACCAGCAUAUAGCGCCAAGACCUUCCCAGAAUGCCUUCCUACAUGACCCUGGUGCAGAACCUUCACAUCUGUCUCAUCUGUCACACCAGCCUGGUGAAGCUGUGUCAUGGAGUCUGUGGAGGCAUUGUGGUCCCACAGCAAAGCACCACAAUACCAGCGUGAUCCUGGAUGUGUAGCUGUUUGUACCAGGAUGAGUCAUGCAGGGGCGUCUCUGGUCUCCAGGUCUGAGCUGCAGGAUGGGUGUCACCUGCUGACUCCUUGAAGGACUCAUGAUGUGCUGACGCACUCGACAACCGUUAGUGUCACAAGUGCUGCAGAGAUGCUGCUGUACUUCUGUUAAGUCAUUGCUGUUUUACUUCUUUUUUGUUUCUUUCUUUUUGUUCUUGUUGUUCUUUUGUACUUUCUCAGUGUUUUUAUGUCCCUUAAAGAAACUCAAUAAAAACCUAAAAAAAACCAUCAGAACCGUGUUUAUCGGCCAUGUAG
This is a messenger RNA of Lampris incognitus (smalleye Pacific opah), 1760 nucleotides long. RefSeq names its product ISY1 splicing factor homolog (gene isy1). NCBI's taxonomy places the organism in Eukaryota, Metazoa, Chordata, Actinopteri, Lampriformes, Lampridae. The transcript has 11 exons. Bases 89 to 937 code for a protein of 282 amino acids. The record is from RefSeq and is a predicted model, not a curated record. Gene Ontology annotation, biological process: generation of catalytic spliceosome for second transesterification step; mRNA 3'-splice site recognition. Gene Ontology annotation, cellular component: Prp19 complex; catalytic step 2 spliceosome; post-spliceosomal complex.